Salpingoeca rosetta is the source of this 685-nucleotide messenger RNA. RefSeq lists its product as uncharacterized. The record is from RefSeq and is a predicted model, not a curated record. The transcript is spliced from 2 exons. The coding region runs from base 119 to 466 and encodes 115 amino acids. Gene Ontology annotation, biological process: protein import into nucleus. Gene Ontology annotation, cellular component: nuclear pore central transport channel. NCBI's taxonomy places the organism in Eukaryota, Choanoflagellata, Craspedida, Salpingoecidae.
GUUAUCGAGCCAGCCAGUGUGCCAGCAGCAGCGACAAGAGCGAGACCAACCAAGCACAGACAGCACCCACCACUCAAACAAGUAGAGACAACACGCACCCUAUCCCCCUCAACCAACCAUGAACCCCCAGUACGAGGAGAUUGGCCGCGCGUUUGCGGAGCACUACUACAACAUCUUCCAGACCAACAGGGAGCAGCUCUUCACGCUGUACCAGGAUGACUCCAUGCUCACCUUUGAGGGCACCCCGGUGCAGGGCCAAGCCGACAUUGCCAAGAAGUUCCAGGCCCUGAGCUUCCGCAGCAUCCAGAUCAACUGCACCGCCAUCGACUGCCAGCCACGCCCAGACGGCACCAUCUUCGUUGCCGUCAUUGGUCAAAUUCAGGUGAGCCAACCGUGCCCACAACAGUGCAGCAACCCGCUCCACCUUUCGGUUCUGGACACGUGCGAACGUGCACCCUUCAUGUAGAGCACACAUGAGGAGGUUAUGUUGAGGAACGUGUGUUGCAUGCAAAGCCGUUUAUUUGACCUUUCUCCUUGUUCCUCUCUGCCCCUCCCCUAUCCUGUGUUCCCACUCCCCAAACUGCAUGACCCGCCUACUCACCACACCACCACAUCCCCAUUCUCCGCGUUCCUUUGCUGCGCGUUCCUUGUCACUCCCUCUUCUCUUCUCUUCUCUUCUCAUCUC